CUCAUGGAAAUAUCUAAUUAAAAAGGGCUUCUCUGGGUUUUUUCAUUCAUGAGCUUGGAGUGAAGAUAAUGUUGUUAGGCAGUGGCCCCUAUGGGCUUCCAGCUGUAAAACAAAGCUGAUGUUGCUGCAAAGCCAUACUGUAUUUUUUCUGCUGCUGUAGGGACUAGUCAGACUCCCCUGCGAUCCACCACACAACGGAAUACAAAUGGGUCUCUGUGAAAUGCGCUUCAAAUUAUGAGGGACUCAGGCAAACAGGCUGCGGGUCGUGAGUGACGACACCAGCACAUAUAGGUGCACGGGACUGAAGACCAGACAAACAUGGUCAGAGGCGCACCAGUUUGCAGACAUCAAAACCCGCAACCGGAAACUGCCCUCUCCUAACCCAGUUUCGAUUGUAAUUCAGAUCCAGCAAUGUAGUUGUCAUCGAGUGGUGAGCGUCGCUGUGACUGUGGGUGACUCAGGGGGACGGAGGGGGGGCGCUCUGGUCUGCUCAGUGCAGGACGCAGGAGACAGUCGCUCUCCAAGGUGCUGAAAGUCGGAGCGCUGCCUCCUCGGUCUCGCCUGCUCACAAUGAGCACCGCCUCGACUGCAAACAUCCAGCAGUAACUGCCUUCCUCCUCUCCUGCGUUAGUUUGUUCACUCUUUAACCGGCACCUGUGCGGAUUUAUUAUGUCACGUCACCCCUGGAUGUACAGUCGCAUUUGUACAACAACAUCUAUGUGGAAAUACUGAACUGACUGGAUUCUCAGGGAUUUUUUUCCCUCCCUUGCAGGUUUCUUAAGCCUUUUUUCCUCUCUUUGCCGCAUGCUGCUGUGCGUGAACAGCGAUUUUGUCUACUAAAGGUGAGUUGGAUGAAUUAUCAUGAGGAAGGCGCACUUUUUUCAUGGAUGUCAUUUGCUGUGGACUGGGAAGGAGGAAACAGGUCUCCAGAAGACUCGUUUUCCAUUGAUGCUAUAAGCUCGGAAACCUAAAGGGGGGAAUUUGGGGAUAUCAGCUGGAGCCUGGAGAAAUUAUCGUUUGGAUGGUGAAGUUUCCAGUCGAGGAGGCGACAAUCUUUGAUCUGCUCUGGUCCUCUGUUGGCUUUCCUGGCGCUACACCGAGGGAAUAACAAACAGUUUUACCGCGCCCAGGUCUUCACCUAUCCAUGAUGGUGGUGAUCACGAAACCCUGCGUGGAUCCGGGGAGGAUACCGGCUUAGAAAUGACAUCCACGCAGUCGUGCUAAAUGUGGAUGUCAGUUCCGCGGCGAGGGAUGGGUCCUCCCCUUUCGGCCGCCUCCUUCCUCCUCCUCCUCCUCCUUCUCCUCCUCCUCCUCCUGUCUCUGAGCGCCGUGUCCGCGGCCAGCGUGGGCAACCCCGAGGAUUACGCCGCGGACGAGGCGGAACGGACCGCCGCCGACAACAUCGUCUUUGAUGACUACCGGGGCAAAGGAUGCGUGGAUGACAGCGGCUUCGUGUACAAACUGGGGGAGCGCUUUUUCCCGGGACACUCAAACUGCCCGUGCGAGUGCACGGAGGACGGGCCGGUGUGCGACCAGCCAGAGUGCCCCAAACUGCACCCGAAGUGCACCAAAGUGGAGCACAAUGGAUGCUGUCCUGAGUGUAAAGAGGUGAAGAACUUUUGCGAGUACCGCGGAAAAACGCAUAAAAUACUAGAAGAAUUCAAGCCGUCGCCCUGUGAAUGGUGCCGCUGCGAACCAAAUAAUGAGGUGCACUGUGUGGUGUCCGACUGUGCCGUCCCAGAGUGCGUCAACCCCGUGUAUGAACCGGAGCAGUGCUGCCCCAUCUGUAAAAACGGUCCAAAUUGCUUUGCUGGAACAACGAUCAUCCCAGCCGGGAUCGACGUGAAGGUGGACGACUGCACCAUCUGCCGCUGCCACAACGGAGACUGGUGGAAACCUGCGCAGUGUUUGCGGCGGGAGUGCCUCAACGGCCCGUCACUGUCAUAGAGAGACUCCACGGGGAUGGUGGAUAAGCUCAGGCAAGGCUCUGCCUACUGCGCCAUUUUGUAUGAUUGACAGGGCAGGAGCACAAUUCCUUAAGAAAAAAAAAAAGAAAGAAAAAAAAAAAAAACAGAAACAGCAGCUCUCGCAAGCUUCAACACAAGUUUAACCAGAGAGAAGAUGAUGGAACUUGUCUCACGGCUGUUUCUGCCCUCCAGUUUUACUCGUCCUAUAUAUUUUCAAAAGUUGACUCGCUUCACUUGCUGCUCUCAUUCAGAAAGUUUCUAAGCUCUUUGAACUCCUUCCUGUCUACUGUCAAUGUUGAACGCUCAUGUCGAUUUCUGUAUGUACGUCAUGAGUUUGCUGUAGGUGUCUGUCCCGCCCACUGGUGUUGUAAAGUUCCAACUGCGGGGAAGAAAAAAAAAAAUAACAACCAUCGGAAAGCACACUUUGCAGCACCUCUUUUUUCCUGAUCAGACAAGUCUGACGCAGCAAAUUCCUAACUUCACUCUGAGCUUGUUUACAAACCCACAUCUCAACAUUGUUUGUCUUGGUUAGACUUUCUAUCUGAACCACCACUUAAAAGAUGUUGUUGUCAUAUUUUAUAAAUCACAAUGAAAGCUCCCAAUAAUCCCAUCAAUAAGCCAUGGCAUCGUGUCAGAUCUCUGUAUAGUAGCAGCACAAACAGAAUGAGUUAGCAGCACCAUAUGUAGCUGAAGAGCAAACAAAGUGGUCCCCGCUCCAACUGAAGAAGUGAGCCAAAAAAAAGGAGAAAAACCCUGGGAAAGUCUUCCCACACCAACUGGUUUGAUUGUCUUUUCCUCUGAGGUCCACAUUCCGCAAAACAUUCCCCACUUACUAGCUGCUUGAACUUGUUAUCAAAGCAGUUAGCGAGCCAAGAGCAGCCUGCUUUAAUUUUCCUUAAUCAGGAGUAUUCUGUGAUAAAUCACCCAGCUGGGUGCUAGGCUCUGCUGCAGCCUGCACGCUGGGCACAUUCAGCAAAAACUAUCAGACAAAAGGAGGGGAAUCCGCAUCCCGGCUUAACGCUUUUAAGCAGUAUUCAUAAGAAUAAUGUUCAUGUUCAAACACAUGUGUGCCGUUCGUCUGCAGGCUUUGUUUAUUGCUCUGAACUCAAAAGUACAGUUACACCCAUAAAUAAGGCUUGUUAGGAGAUCAAGCUGUUCCUCAUCAGAUUAUGUAACAGAUUCAGUCCCUCUUAUGUUGUCUGAAUGUCUUAGCCAUAUUGGUGCAGCUAAAGCCAAGGCUAUCGCAUUGCAGACAGGUUAUUGUGGUGUGCUUUUUAGGUUUAGCAGUUUUAAGCGGUUCAGUUGGGAAGAGAAAAGUGCCCCGACGACGUGUAAUUUUUUGAGAUGAUAAAUACGAGUCGUUAUUUCCAAAGGUUAGCUCAUGCUUUUUGUCAUUUGAAUCUCUUCCAUUUCAAGAAAAUCUGUCAUCCUGCUAACCUUUCACACCCGCGUGGUGAUGGAUGAGCUGCUUAAUAGCAAGACCCAGCACUCUAGAAGAAGACAAAAAAAAAACAGAUCAGAGGAUUUAAGAAGAAAACAAAUUAAGGGUUUAAUUAUUUUUAUAGGAUGGUAAAUUCAGUCUUUGGAAAGGCCUGCAUGUGUUCUCUUAAAGUGAGAGAAAGGAAAUCAUUUGGACAAAGUUCAGGCUUUCGAUCAACAACAGUUUGCGUCAUGUUUGUCAUUUAGCUGCAUUGAUUUAGGAUCUUCCAGUGUGCACAGACAGACCAUCAGUUUGGCUUAAGAUCUUGCAGAUUCAUAAGACAAAACUGACUUAAAAGGUUGAACAGUUACUCCAACAUUUUUAAAGUAGAUUCAUUUAUCCUCAUCACUUUAAAUGCCACGUAAUUACUCCACCUUUACAUGCAUAGAAAAAAGAAAAGUAGUAAAAAAACCAACAAAAAAAGUAGGUAGUUUUAGUGAGCUGCAGCUGAGACAGAGUCAUGGGAGGGUGCCAGCUGACGGGGCUCAAAGGCACUGCUGCCACCACAGAUGCCUUAUUGCUACUGUUCCAGAUAAGAUUCACAAAGCAUGGCCUUUGGCAUCACACAGAAUGAACAGCCCAAACUGCUUAAAGACCAAGCUUGUUCCACUGCUCCGUGCAGCCGUUUAUUGCAGUGUAUUACCCAGAACUAUUCAUUGUUUUAUCUCGAAACAUUCCAGAAACAGCCAGUGGGUUCAGCAGAAAGUAAAACAACAAGUGCAGUUCAUUUUAAGCCAAAACUUGCGGCACCGGAGCUAAAAAUAAAUGGCACCAUUUGUUAGAUGCAAGGAGAGAGAGCUACAACUCUGGCAGAUAUGAUUUGCAAACGAAAGCAACUUCAACCUCAUGGCAAUAUGACAUUGUGACUCAUUGUGCUGUUUUUCUGAUGCGAGCUCCUCCAUACUCCAACGCCUCUGAAGUGCAGAGCGUUUAGCCCGCUCCAACGUUGGCAGCUUGUUUCACUGAUUUUGUGAACUGCUUUCAUUGGCUGAAAGUAGGAGAGGAGAGGGUGAAGUGGUAGUCAACAGAAAGUUAAACUGUCACGACUUAGAUCAAGUAUCACUCCACGGGUCAACGCUUGAGUCGUUUUGCUGGAAGAUCAAACAUAAAAAAGCUGCUUUAUAAAGAAAGCAGCUUGUUCCUCUGGUCUCUAAGUAAGUAGACAAUUGAGCGCAAAUUAUUCCAGUGCCUCUCGUGAAGCAACAAGAGAGUUGAAAGCAAUGCAUUGUGGGCUGCGUUUACGAAACACAAUUAUCAAUCGAAGUCGGUCUGCGAAAAAGCCUCAGUACUUACCUGAGCAAGGCAGAGAAAAUUACGUUUCAAACACACAAAUAUACUGAUCAACUGUGGAGCCUGUCUUUUAUUUUCUUGGAAGAAACUUGAGUCUCUCCGUCUGUCGGUGAAUGUCUAUUCAAACGGCCCCAUUGUCCUCCCUCCCAUUAUGAAAACCACAGGCUUGUAAGAUAGGCAUUUUGUACAGGUGCACCAUUUGCUUUUCCUUGAGACACCGACUCACUGUAGCUGGAAAUUAUGAAAGAUUGUUUUUUUUUCUUUUUCUUCUUUUGUUGUUUUGUUUUUCAGCAAGAAAACUGUUACAUAAAGUGUGCCUGAAAACCAACGGUGAUGUUGUAAACGACGAGAGAAACACUGUUACAAUCAAUUGUAUUAUAUAUCUUUUUUUUAAAGAGCCCCAAGGGUCUGCUCUUGUUGUGCUGACAGAGGAGGAAACCAAAUGAAUGCUUUAAAUUCAGGAGCCACUUUGAUUGUACAUGAUUUCAAACAAGUUCGGCCUCAACGGGAACAGAAGAGCCCACAAUCUCAAAAGCAACCCUUGGUGCUCCAUUUGUUGUUCAUAUGUAAAUAUCUUCAGACAUAAGAUGUGUAUUAUGAAAUGGAGUAAGAAAAAAAGAAAAAAAAUGACAUCACAAAACAGAAAGUGUGUAUUAUUGGGACAAAAAUAUUUUGUUAAAUAGACUUGGAAAAAGAAGUGUUACUCUGCUAGAGUGAGUGUGGAUUCCUUCUUUUUUUGUCAGCCUUUAAGUUUGGGUCUUGGAAAACUUUAGAUGGUGAAGCCUCAUGGGAAACCGACCCACGGAAUGGCAAAAACGUGGCUAAAACAUUAAGGAUGCUGGAAAAAAUCCUUGAAAUCUGUAUUUUUUAAUACUGAUACUAGUCACAACUGACUGACUCGAAACAGCAGGUAUUUUGUACAUAAAAAGAGCAUUUAAGAAUUAAAAACAGCUACAAUAUC
This is a messenger RNA of Oryzias melastigma (Indian medaka), 5698 nucleotides long. It is a transcript of the gene vwc2l, whose product is annotated as von Willebrand factor C domain containing 2 like. The coding region runs from base 1225 to 1947 and encodes 240 amino acids. Lineage: Eukaryota; Metazoa; Chordata; Actinopteri; Beloniformes; Adrianichthyidae. Gene Ontology annotation, molecular function: protein binding. Gene Ontology annotation, biological process: negative regulation of BMP signaling pathway. The transcript is spliced from 4 exons. Gene Ontology annotation, cellular component: AMPA glutamate receptor complex. The record is from RefSeq and is a predicted model, not a curated record.